CACGAACGUUGCCUGUCAAUAUUACUGACAUCUGACUUGUCAAUUUUUUUUACGGAAACUUUCUUCGGAGCCUAGGCACGUCUUUUAUUUCAAAGAUAUAAACGAUGGCGCGGUGGUGUGCAGUGUUAGCGCUGUGUGCGCUUGUCGUCAUUGCCGACGGAGCUGAGACCUCUUCAAGAUACCAAACAAGAAAAUCACGAUCUAGACACGCUCGUCAGUACUUCGGAGGAAGACCUGAGAAGCCAAGACCUUUUGAACCAGCACCAUCUUACUUACCCCCUGUGACAGGAUAUCCAGCUGCAGGAUCACGUCCCACUCCUGUCUACAAUGAGGGCCCAUCAUCGACAGUUCCGCAAAACCCACCAAGCCAACCUGAAACCACGUAUCAACCGGAGCAACCCUAUCCUCCAAUCCAACCUACUUACUUACCCAGCCGCCCUGCUCAACCUAGCUACCAACCCAGCCAGCCGACACAACCUUCCUAUCAGCCAAGUUCACCUUCAGUUCCUACCUACCAGCCUAGUCAACCGACUUACGAGCCUUCGCAACCUAGCGACCAACCCAGUCAGCCGUCCCAACCUUCUUAUCAACCUAGUCAACCAACCACUUUCCAGACAAGCCAACCCACUGUUCCUGAAACCACUGUUCCUGCUUUCGUCUCCGACAACGGCGGCAGCAGCUCUGGCGAAUCCUCGCAAACGCAACUACCCACCCCGGAUGAUGAUGACGAUCGCCACCCUCCUCACAUUCACGCUAUCACAGUUGACUGUGGCAAGGAAAUGAUGACAAUCAACGUCGAAUUCAACAAGCCGUACAAUGGCAUCAUCUAUUCUCAGGAUCACUAUAACGAACCUGAGUGCGUUUACGUCAGAGAGAAUUCGAACCAAAUCAAAUACUCGUUCACUGUAAGCCUAAACACUUGUGGCACAAGAUUCUUCAGUGACUUCCAAAACGAAGGCCAAGCCUACCUCGAAAACGUACUAGUACUUCAAAACGAACCCGGUAUUCAAGAAGUAUGGGAUCACAUCCGCAGAGUCAGAUGUUUGUGGGAAGGAAAUUUGACCAAGCAAUUGGUUUCAUCGCUCAGUGUCGGUAUGCUGAACCAGAUCACGAGCAAUUUCAGUGGAGACACAGCCAUGGCACGUUUGGACAUCCAGACCGGACGCGGACCUUUCGCGCCUGAAGCAAACGGCCUGAUCAAGAUCGGAGAGACCAUGACUUUGGUUGUAUCUGUUACCGGAGACCCAGGAUUCGACAUUCAAGUUAAAGAAUGUAUCGCCAGAGACGCCGAUAGCCGCCAAAUGGUACCGUUAACUGAUAGCAACGGUUGUAUAUUAAAACCUAAGCUAUUCGGUGCUUUCCAGAAAACAAGAGAAACAGGAAAUAGUGGGGCAUCGAUCAUUGCGUUCGCGUUCUUCAAAGCUUUUAAGUUCCCCGAUGAAAUGGACCUAAUUAUCCAAUGCGAUGUGGAGUUGUGCAAAACUGACUGCGACGUGUGCCCUAACCCUGGGAGCAUCGAACCGAGGAGAAAGAGGAGGGAUAUCAUCCAUGUCGGAAACAGAACCGUGGAGCCUAUGACGACGAUUAGUAAAGGUUUUAGAGUGGUCUUUGCUGAAGACCUCCCAGAGCCUUCUGGAGUGUGCAUGACGCAGUCCGCUGCUUUGUGGGGCGGAGUGCUGGUACUCCUCGGAUCUUUGAUGAGCAGUGUCCUCGUUUCGUAUUGCUGGCAGAGAUCCAGAGGCACCGUGAAGUUUACAUAAAAAUAUCGAACUGGAUUCAGUCAUGAUACUCGUAAAAUAAAUAAUAUUAAGACAACGAAUUAUUAUGAGAUUACAUUUUGUAUGAUAAGAUUUCAAAUAUACUUAGUGACGUUCCACAAAUCACUGCCAGAUUUUAUUUUAAGUUUUUGAAGAAACGCAUGUACAUACAUAUACAUAAAUACCUUCGGCCACUGUUUGAAUUCAAUGUAAAUUUGUUGUAAUCGAGUAUUGAAUGUAACGAUAAAGAAAAUACUAAUUUAUAGUAUUUUUAAGAUUAGUUUUAAGUUAUUUUAU
Bombyx mandarina (wild silkworm) is the source of this 2054-nucleotide messenger RNA. RefSeq lists its product as uncharacterized. The record is from RefSeq and is a predicted model, not a curated record. NCBI's taxonomy places the organism in Eukaryota, Metazoa, Arthropoda, Insecta, Lepidoptera, Bombycidae.